Molecule: messenger RNA, 8394 nt
Organism: Chroicocephalus ridibundus (black-headed gull)
Lineage: Eukaryota; Metazoa; Chordata; Aves; Charadriiformes; Laridae
Gene: DDX60
Product: DExD/H-box helicase 60
Exons: 39
Coding region: 237-5705 (1822 amino acids)
Cellular component (GO): cytoplasm
Molecular function (GO): ATP binding; nucleic acid binding
Source: RefSeq, a predicted model, not a curated record
CAGAAACCGAAAGCUACUGGGAUGGGCAGUGUCACCCGACCCCGCCGCCUCCCGUCGCCGGCGGCUUGAACGUGGGAUGGCGGCCAGGCCGGGCCGGGCGGAGUUUAACACCAGGUGAAAAUGGAAAAGAAAAUUGCAGCUGAGUUUUGAGUUUGUGAAAUCUGAAGUGGAGGUUGCACUUCAGUUUCUUUUGUUGUUUUUUUAAGAAAGGUUUUAAGAAAACAGAAUCAAGAUCUAUGAUGUAUUCUGCGGAUUAUUUCAAGAAAGUAAUUCGUAAUGAUGCAAAUGAGAAUGCUAGUAAUGAUGACAAGGACAGUGAGUGUAGCGACAGUGAGAAAAUACGCUUCAUUCCAACAAAGGAAGACGAAGAGAGUGAGAGUACAAGUGACAGUGAUGAGGAGGAUGAGACCAGUGACAGAGUGGAAGCAGCUGUUAUGAAGAUGCUUAAAGAAGAGGAAGGCAGAAGAAAAGAAGCUGAAGACCCAGAUUACCGUAAUGCUUAUAGUAUCUCAAGCACUGAAGAAGUGACACAGCAGGCAUCACGAACUGAAGACAAGGAUUUCAGAGUUCUCAAGCACGAACGUGAUUCCCACAGCCCUGAAAUAAGAAAACAUCUUGAAUUUCUGAAGAAGUUGAGGCUACACAGUUGGGCAUCCCUAUCAAGAGCUCAGUAUGUCAGUCUGUUAAAAGACUUCGUUGAGUCUGAAUUCUUUGUGAUAGAUGGGGAUUCCUUACUACUUAUGUUUUUAGAUUUGAAAACACAAUAUCUAAACUUCUUCUACCAAAUUGAAUGCUUCCUGCAGAAUUUCACUGAAAAAGGAGCUAAAUAUGUCAUUGUUUUCUUCAAGGAUGCAGAACAGAUGUAUCUUCCAUAUCCUCAUUUUCUUUUCUUGCGUACUGCCUUAAUAGAACACCUGAGGCAUAACACAGGCACAACUGUUCAUACAGAAUUUUCCAAUUGUUUAUCAUCCAAAUGGGAGAAUUUCCUGAAGAAAAAUUAUCCUUACUUCAUCAUCAUAUCUGACAUAGGACUGACCUCUCUCCAAACAGACUAUUUAUCUAUUUUAAUUGCUCAUUCAUUGGCAAAGAAAAUCAACGUUGUGCUUGCUUCAGGACAGGAGUAUGAUAUUCUUAGAGUUUACGGAUAUCAUGUUCAGAGUGUGUAUAAACACAGAGUAUUUUUUCAAAAGCAUCAAGAUGAUCUGCAAUAUGCCUGUGAAAACCUAGUCAGGUACAAAGAACCGUUGAUAUGUCUAUAUGAACAUCUCAAGCUGAGCCUGAAAAGCAUACAAAAAGAGGUUCACCAGACUGUGUGUCUGUUGAGACAGCUGUGGCCUGAGGGAUCUGACAUUCAGCGUGUGGUCUGUGUUCUUGCUUGUGCUGUGGGAUUAAAAAUAUACAGCAACAUGUUGAAAAAUUCAAAUACUUCCAUGGGAGCAAAGACAAAGCAAUCAGCAAGACAGGGAAGAAGUAAACCCCUAUCUCCAGAAGAAGCAGCUGACCUCUGUAGAAUGCAGUGUCUUACAGUCGCUUUUCUUCUUCAUAUGCCUCUUUCACAGAGAGCUCAGAUCAGGAUCAUGAAAUCCUACUGGACUAAGCAAGUUUUACCAUUAAUAAAAAUGCAACAGCUGUGUACGCAUUUUUCUCUGACACAGCUAAGUGAUACAAAUGGUUGGAAAUUGGAUUUAACUUACCUGCCUGACUUAAAUGAUGAUUCACUGCUCAGAAAUAUUGCACAUUACUAUGAGGUCGAAUAUACUAGAGGGUUAGAGUUCAAAAAGGAAUUGGGGAAAGAAAUAGAGAAUGAAUACCAGUGUUUAUGGGACACUGUAACAAAAUUGGCUGUGAAAUACAGUUUUGGAGAUGCCUUCCCAAUACGAAAGACUUCCCAACUAUUUCUUGAACAGGAACAGACAUUAUUUAGAGACUAUGCAGCAGAAAUUCCUAACAUUGGACUUAUCUCAGUGAAAUCUGAUCUUGUUGAAGAUUAUGCUGGAGAUGUUUUGAAAGACCUACCUGUUUUAGAAAGCAAUGAUCCUGCAAUUACUUCACUUACUAGAUACAGGGAAUUUGAUGAGCUUCAUCACUGGCAUUCUGGCAGGCCUUUGGCUGAGGAAUAUGUGCGAGUACGGUGUAAUACUGAUGCAAAAUACAAAGAUCCAGAAGAAAGAAGACAAAUACAAAAUUUACAGAAUUUUCAAAAUUUUUAUGGAAGCACUUUGGAAAAGUUCACUUCAAAAGUUGUUGUACAUCAAGAGGAUGUGUCAGGGAAUGCUAGUACUGCUGUUAAAAAGACACAAAAAAAGCAUAAAAGUAAAGCGGAAACAAUUAUAGAGGAAAACAACAGACGACUGAAAACUAAAGAAGAAAAGAAAGAACAGGAGCAAUGGAAAGCCUUGUAUAUACCAAUUGAAAAGGAAAUAAAAGCAAAUCUGACUGUUGGAAUAAAUAAAUUGGAGAAGUUUCUCAAGACCCUUAAAAGUAAAUCUGUGAAGUUCAACGUAGAAAUGGCAGGACUGUCUGUCUGUUUAGAAGUGUGGAAGAAACACUGCAGAGAGCAAGGUAACAAAUCUAAAGAUUUAAGCAAAGCUGUUGAAGUCAUGAGGAGAAUUCAUAUCCUCCUUGAAAAAUAUCAAGAUCUCUUGGAGAAACCACAUCUACAAAAGCUGACCAGAUAUCUAAGCCUUCUUGGAUUUGAGAAUUUGGCAUGCUGUCUGUCUGGCCAGACAGGAGAAAGUAGCGAUCACAAUGUAAGCACCUGUGCUGUCGAAGUGGGUCCAGCUCGCUUUCAGCUACAAUAUAUGGAUUAUUACUUGCUCAGAGAAGAGAGAAAUGAUCCAGAUCCCCGAGUGCAACAUUUCAUACCAGACACAUGGCAGCGAGAACUUUUUGAUGCUGUAGAUAAUAAUGAGUCUGCAGUGGUUGUUGCACCCAGUUCAUCAGGAAAAACAUAUGCAUCAUACUAUUGCAUGGAAAAAGUUCUGAAAACAAGCAAUGAUGGAGUGGUUGUGUAUGUUGCUCCUACAAAGGCCCUUGUAAACCAAGUGGUGGGAACUAUAUGCAGUCGAUUCACCAAGGAACUUCCGUAUGGAUUGGCAGUGUGUGGAGUCUUCACACGAGAUUAUCGCAGUGACGUCAUGAAUUCUCAGAUACUAGUGACCGUGCCUCAGUGUUUAGAAAUCUUGAUGCUGUCUCCUCGUUGCCAGAAAUGGACCAAACGGAUACAAUAUGUUAUAUUUGAUGAGGUCCAUUGUCUUGGCGGUGAAAUUGGAGCAGAGAUUUGGGAGCAUCUUCUGGUAACAAUUCGGUGUCCGUUUUUGGCGCUCUCUGCUACUGUCAGCAACCCAGAACACCUAACUGAGUGGUUACAAUCUGUGAAAAGGUAUUGGCAACAUGCUGAGAAUGGAAUAGAAAGAAGCUCUGCAAACUCUGAAAAGAACUUUACAAGAAAAUGUAAAGUGAAAUCUAAACUACAAGAACAAAAGAAAUCAUAUCGUGUUAGACUAGUCUUGUAUGAAGAAAGAUACAAUGAUUUGGAAAAUUAUGUGUGUUCUCUGAAGGGCAGUGAUUUUAUCAUUGAACUUUGUCAUCCAUGUGCUGCAUUAACAGUCAAUCACAUUGAGAACUAUGGUAUUCCUUCAUAUCUUUCUCUGUCUCCACGAGAGAGCAUUCAGCUUUAUGACACAAUGGUGAAAGUCUGGCAAGAGUGGCCAAGGGCACAGGAGCUAGAUCCUGAGGAGUUUGUCUCUUUCAAGAAUAAAGUGGUAAUAAAAAGGUCAGAUGUGAGGAAAUAUGAACAGGAACUAAAGAAAGAACUAAGCAAAUGGAUUGUGCUUGGCCAAAGACAGAAGGUGAAUAAGCUAUUGGAGCACCUUAAGCCACAACCUGUGGAUUGCUCGGAAAAGAAAAAGUGGAAGCGUUUUGCAAGCUUUGUUGAUAAAUUACAUGAGAUGGAUAAGUUGCCUGCCAUAUUUUUUAUAUUUAACGUGGAUUCAGUGGAAUGGGCAGCCAAGAAUGUAUUUCUCAGUUUGCUGAAAAAACAAAAAAGUGAACAACACCCUAGCACUGAGAAGGAAGAAGAACAUUUAAGGGAUGAACUAAGAAAAGUGAAUAAACAGCUAACAAAAUUGAACCCUCAGGAUAUCAAAAAGUUGAGCCCCAGUGAAAUGGACAACAUGAUAUUUCUUUUGACUACAAAACAACAGUUAGAAAACAGACUUAAAAAGCUAACUGCUAUCCCUUCUGCAUGUGCUUACACUGAUCCUAAAGCAGUGGAUGAAGAUACUUUGAGGAAGAUUUUUCAUCAACUUAAUUUUGAGAAAAGAGGCUAUCUGCAGCAAAUGAUGGCAUUGAAGGGCAUUGGGUAUCAUCAUGGAUCUAUGGCUACCAAGGAAAGACAAGCAGUGGAAAUGCUUUUCAGGCUGGGAUAUAUCAAGGUAGUCACAGCUACUUCAACACUUGGUCUGGGAAUCAACAUGCCAUGUAAAUCUGUUGUCUUUGCUGAAGAUUCUGUCUUUUUAGACACCCUACAUUACACACAGUUGUCAGGACGAGCUGGAAGACGGGGACAAGAUAUGAUUGGAAAUGUGUUCUUCUAUGAUAUCCCACUGCCCAAAAUUGAAAGGCUUAUCAAAUCCAAUGUACCUCAGUUGAAAGGCCAGUUUCCUCUGAAUGUUACCUUAAUAUUGAGACUCAUGCUGUUGGUUGCGAAGGCUGAUGACAAAGCAGAUGCCAGAGCAAAGGCAUUGUCAGUGUUGAAGCACUCACUGAUGUCAUUCAGAAAAGAAAGAUAUGCUGAAAUAUUAAAAAUUUAUUUUAUAUUUUCCUUGCAAUUUCUUAUCAAAGAGGGCUACUUGGAUCAAGAAGGUAACCCCAUAGGAUUUGCUGGACUUGUGACACAUUUGUACUAUCAUGAACCUUCAAAUUUUGUUUUAGCGAGCUUUCUUGUGAAAGGUUUAUUCCACAAAUUGUGCCAGCCAAUUAAAGGCUCAACUGUUUUUUCAGAAGAAGUCCUGGAAAAGCUAGUCCUCAUUCUAGCAAACCUAUUUGGGAGAAAGCAUCUUCCAGCUUGCUCAAUGAAAUAUAAACAAACGUCUUGCCAGUCAAAGGUCUUUCUAGAAGAUCUGCCAAAAGACUUUGCGGAUGCUGUAAAUGAGUACAACACCAAAGUAGAGAAAAAUUUUGCUCAUUUUCUUCUGACAAUUGCCAAGCUGGCAGAUAUGGAACAAGAAUACAGACUUCCACUGUCAAAGACAGAUUUUACAUCUAAGAAUUGGCAUGGCUCUGAACUAGCAUCUUAUUUGAUGGACAACACCAAAAGCAUAUCUGCCAUCUCACCUUUUGCAUGCUUAUCUGGAGUGGUUGAUAACGAUCUAUUUCAUGGGGAGAUAAUUAAUAAAGCUGUUUUACGUUCUCUUGGAAUUAAUGUCACAAACUGUCCCCUGUUUUAUUUGAACAAGUAUGAUAAUCAAGGAAGGAAGAGGCCACUCAAUGCAUAUGCACUGGACUUUUAUAAGAAUGGUUCCUUGACUGAUAACUGGUUAAAUGAGAGAGAUGCUUACUACGCACUCAAGGAUUUUUCACUCCUCAUUAAGUCUAUUGGAACAUCACUGAGUGAACUGUGUGAUAAUCCAAACGAUAACGUUCUACUGGCAUUUCGGCAACUGGGUGCAAUCUAUGAAGAGAAACUGAAGUCUGUUACCUGAAGGAAAAAAAAGAAAGCAGCAGUACAUACUCCUUUUACCACAGAGAUUAGCUGCCUUUUAAGUUAGGAAGUGACUAGGUCUGAGUUUCAUAAUAAAGCUUUAGUAAUAUCCAAUAUUAGUAAUACAAAGCUUACUUUAGAAAAUUAACCUUUACACGCUGAAAUUUUAGCAGAUCCAAUAUCAGCAAAAUGAUUGUUUGUAAUAGAUUACAAAACUAGGUAAUCACACUUAUCUUGUAAUUGCAUGUUUUAUUUUUUUUUAGGCAGUGGUAUGUAUGUUAAGACAGCUCUCAGAAAUAUACUGAACAAAUGUCACAGUUCUGACACCUGGUGAGAUUAGCGUCUCAGUGGGACAGCAUUGGAAACUUUCAGCCCAUUUGUGAAGGAUGUUCAGCAAUUAUUUUGGCAAUUAUAAUCAAAUAAAUAGGUCUUAAUUAUUUUCCAAGGUUUCUAUUAAGUUAUGAAGUAGUACCUUCGUGAACUGUUAUAAAAGCUUUUAAACUGGUCUGCAAUUUUAGUCAACAAACUUUUAAGUAUAAAGAGGGGUUUGUAUCAGUACAAUGAAGUUUGAUUAAUAAAAUGUUCCAACCCUAUGGAGAAUUGCUUCAUUUUUCAUUUCUUGAAUCCUUAAGAGUCAGAAAGAUCCAGGACACCUCUAGCAUACUUGUCAAAAAGUCCCUCGCAAGACAAAUUACUGAGUUUAGUAAAAUAGGUUUCCCAAACUAUUUUCUUGGUAUUUUUGCUGGAAAAGAGUUUUCAGCAGUAUUUUCAUACUAUUCCUGAAAACUCUUCAGUUUACCGCUACAUUUUAGUCUAUUUGUAGUCUGAAAAAAUAUACACACACAUACUAAAGUUUAGAUAGGAAAAUCAGGCUUUGGCGACAGUCCUCAUUGCCACAUACAAUUUUAUAACGAUGACCAAGAUAGUGAUGGAAGUUAUUCUCUAUUGGUAAUAACAAAAUGUGCAUUGAGGACCAUUCAGAAUCCCAUUUCUCUGAAUUAGCUCUGGUGUUCAUCAAACCAUCACUGAUAAAGUCUUUGACUUGAAAUCUCUUCAAGCAGCGUUAAACUGCAUGCAAUGUAUUGUUGAGAGAUAUUGGAGGGGGGAAACGUUUAUGUAGUCAGGUAGUGCUGCUGAGCUACCAUCAACUGACUUAAACUCUUUUCUCCUUCCAGCUUUUUAACGUCUGAAACAAAAUUAUAACAGAAAUGGAACGUAGUGGUAGAAAAGACUGCUUUAACUCUGCUUGGACAAUAAAAUUUACUCAAAUUAUUCUUUACUGCCUGCAAGUUGUGCCAUAUGUAGAUAAAUCUUGCACAACUGUUCCUCAGCUAGGGUAGAAGUGACCUUAUUUAGACCUUUCCAUGUUCCUGUUUUGUGAUGCAAACGGAGUAAUCUUUUUAGCUAAGACACAAUUAAUUGACCAAGGCAUAUUAUCAGAAAUUGGUCUUGUUGUGUUCUCAGUUAUUUGAUGAGUAAGCAUGAAAUCCUGGGUGAAAACCAAACUGAUUAGGUCUAUCACAGGGUACUUCAGGUAUGCUGAAGACUAUAACGUCUCUUAAAGCGUUAGUAACAGCAGGCAACAUUUCACUUUUAAUACUGUAUAUAAAAAGCACCUCACUCCUGUUAUAGCUUUUAGUAAUGACUCUGUAGUGAAAGAUCAACAAGUGAUUAAGUCAAAACGACCAAGGAAUCAACUUGAGAAAGUAUCAGAAAAAUCAAUAAUUCCACUGAUUUAACAUCUGUGUGGACUUAAUUUUAGUGUGACCAGUUGUAAAUAAAACAUCUGGCUUAACAUUUAUCUUCUCUGUAAAACCUUAAUGCUGAGCUGUAAUGCACUUAGACAACAACUUGCCAUGCUUGAAAAGCAGUCCUAGGACUGUACUGAACCCAUAUGCCAACUAUUUCUGCUUUUAAAAAUGGUGCAUCAUAGUCUAUUUGCUUCAUGAUUUUAUAAUGGUGUCUUUUUGCUAAAAGACAAAAAGCAUGUCAUUUAAAGUUUAACUUUAUCAAACUCUUAUGAAACACUGUAAUAGAAAUGAACAGAAGGUAUGUUGAAAAUAAGCAUUUUUAAGAAACUCGGUAGGGUUUCUGAAUAACCCUAGCUCAUUAGGACUUUUUUUUUCAGUCACUGUAGCAGAAAACAAGCAUUUUCUACAACCUACUGGCAACAAAUUUUAUAGAUUCCUUAUCUGUCUCUCUAAAAUUGUUCUAUUUGUCUCGUUUUCAUUAUAGUGAGAUCAACCUCCAUCCAUGACACUUUCUGCCAUUUUCAUGCUCAGCCUUUGUCUUCCAGUAAUUUAACUUAAUACCUUUUUAACACUUUCCCCCUACACAGGCAGAACAUGAAAAGAGUAUCUAGAGAUAAAAGCAGAACAAUUCUUAAGUCUUACUGUAUUUCAGUUUCCUCUGAAGAUGAACAUAAAGAAGUAUAAAACUAACAAUAAAGAGAUUUUUCACCACCUUCUUUACAGUAAUGCAGAUGCAAAGGGAACAUUACUAAGUUUUAUAAGUUCUAGAAACUAUUUUUCAGCACAUUUAAUAGAAGAAUGCACUGCCACAGAAAAACUGAGGCCAAGAAUUUAACGCAAACCAAAUUAAAGUUACAUCAAUGUUUCCUAAACCAAGAAUAGUAUUUCUAAGUAUUCUGUCACAGUAAGUAUAUUGGUAAGCCCUGCAGAGAUUUAAAU